AUUUAAAUCGUCCACAGUAAAAGAAUGCAUCCAUGCGAUACUGAAGGAGAAGCUGGCCAAUGUACAGUAUAUCCCAGAAGAAAUGCCUCAGCUUACAAAGUCUUUAUCAGAGACAAUAAAAGACAGACUGAAAGAGGAGGGAUUUGACAGGUACAAAAUGGUGGUUCAGGUUGUGAUUGGAGAGCAGAGAGGAGAAGGAGUGAAUAUGGCUGCGCGGUGUUUCUGGGAUGCUGACACCGACAGCUAUGCUCAUGAUGUGUUCAUGAAUGACAGCCUGUUUUGUGUGGCAGCUGCGUUUGGCUGCUUCUACUAUUGAAGACGGUACACACUGCACAGGACAGAGGUGGGGGAGAACGCCUUGGGGUAUUUUUUGUCAACGUGCACAAAAGCAUCAUGUUCUUCCUUUACUACCUAACAAAAUAGCAGCUCUCCAAAGCAUGUCCUACACCUGUUCUACACACUACAACAUUCCUUCUUCCUUGUGGAUAUCGGUACAGCUUUAAGCACAAUAUUAUUAUGUCCUUUAUUUAAAUCACCCUUUGUUUUUAUAUAGUGUGUUGGUUUUGUCCUAAAAGUGUAUUGCCAAUA
Molecule: messenger RNA, 588 nt
Organism: Leptosomus discolor (cuckoo roller)
Lineage: Eukaryota; Metazoa; Chordata; Aves; Leptosomiformes; Leptosomidae
Source: RefSeq, a predicted model, not a curated record